CACCUCCUGCUCAUCUUCCUCUCCCUCCUCCCGCUUAUCUUCCUGCUCCUCUUGUUUCUUCCCAUUGCUCCUCCCGUGUCUUCUGCUCCUGCUCAUUUUUCUCCUCCUCAUCUUCCCGUGGCUCGUUUGUCCUGCUGCUUCUAAUCGGCCCCGCUCAUCUCCUGCUCUUCCUCCUCCUCUCCUCCUUCAGCCCUCGACCGCAGCGGGGCGGGGGUGAGGGGCCCUCUGCCCACGCGACGCUGUCAUCAGCUGUGACGCCGAGCAUGUGGCGUGUUAGUGAUGAUGAUGAUGUUAUUGUUGAUGUUUGUUGAUGUCUGCACAACUCCUGCACUGUGUCGCGCAGGAAGCGAGUGCCCUUUAGUCACCACUGACCGCCAAACACGAUUUGAAUCCACACCCUUCAACUCUGCAGGAACUAAUGCGCGUGUCUAACAGAGACACGUGACAGUUCACCAGCCUUGUGAGCUCCUCAAUGCUUGCUUUAAUUGUGCACUCCCAGAAGGAAUACCGUGUGGCUGAUGUGCUGUGUAAAGCAAACUUUUAUUUAUUUAACGUGGAGAGACAAAGGUGGUGAGCCGAUGCGAAUUGUCCGGUUGUUUAUUGCGUCACGUGGCGGAUUUGGUAAACAUGGCAGAGGCGCGGGGAGGGAGGGGAUUUGUCGUUCGCAGUGCGGCGAACAGUGCGGAUAACGGGGAUGGUAAUCCUGGUGACAGAGUAACGGGGCUGGUGACAGAGUAACAGGGUUGGUAAUCCUGGUAAUAGAGUAACGGGGAUGGUAAUCCUGGUAACAGAUUAACGGGCUGGUGACAGAGUAACGGGGUUGGUAAUCCUGCUGACAGAGUGACGGGGCUGGUAACAGAGUAACGGGGCUGGUAAUCCUGGUAACAGAGUAACGGGGCUGGUGACAGAGUAACGGGGCUGGUAAUCCUGGUGACAGAGUAACGGGGCUGGUAAUCAUGGUGACAGAGUAACGGUCGCUGGUGACAGAGUAACGGGGCUGGUAAUCCUGGUGACAGAGUAACGGGGCUGGUGACAGAGUAACGGGGUUGGUAAUCCUGGUAACAGAGUAACGGGGCUGGUGACAAAGUAACGGGGCUGGUAAUCCUGGUGACAGAGUAACGGGACUGGUGACAGAGUAACGGGGUUGGUAAUCCUGGUAACAGAGUAACGGGGCUGGUGACAGAGUAACGGGGCUGGUGACAGAGUAACGGGGCUGGUAAUCCUGGUGACAGAGUAACGGGGCUGGUGACAGAGUAACGGGGCUGGUAAUCCUGGUGAUAGAGUAACGGGGCUGGCGACAGAGUAACGGGGCUGGUAAUCCUGGUGACAGAGUAACGGGGCUGGUAAUCCUGGUGACAGAGUAACGGGGCUGGUGGCAGAGUAACGGGAUUGGUGACCGUCGCUCGCUAUCCCCCGGGCGGGGGAAGCCCCUCGCAGGGUUCCCCGUGACGUCACGCGGAGGCGGCGCGCGCGCCGUCGCGCUCCUUGUUUGGGCAUCAAAUACCAAACAUGGGGCUCGGCUUCUAUAAAUGGCAAUGACCGCUUCACGCGGCGGGCCGGAGCGCUCCGCCGCGUGAAGCGCAAAUCUAAUCGGCGCUCGGGCCAGCUCGCCGAGGCCUCGCAACGGGUUCCGCUGCUCGCGCCGAAGCCGUCGGGACCCUGGCAAGGGGCUCUCGGUCGCGGUCUGGGGCGCCGGGAGUCGGCGGACGCGCGCGCACUAUUUGCGGGCGCGGCGUGACACGCGUGCUGCGCGUGUUUAUGGGGCCGCGCGCGGCGGCCGCGUGCGACUCGGGGCCGGGAGACCGCGCCCCGCAUGGAGGGGCCCGUUUCGCGCUCCGCGCCUCGCAUGGAGACCCCGAAUAGGGGGCCCGCGGCCGGCUCCGGCCUCUCCCUGCGGGGUCACUCCGACUGCAAGAUGUCCGAGGGGGCCUCUGACGAUAGCGACGACGACAGCCUCGGCAGCGGUGAGGCGGCGGGGGCGGUAGCGAUGGCCCAGGGGGGUCCCGGCCGCGACGGGGUCUCUGGGGGGCCCUGCUUCCCCGGGCGCGACCCCAUGGAGCCGGGGCGCGGCGCGGCGCCCCCGGGACUGAAGCCCGGCAAGAAGACGCGCGGUCGCGUCAAGAUCAAGAUGGAGUUCAUUGACAACAAGCUUCGGCGGUACACCACGUUCAGCAAGCGCAAGACGGGCAUCAUGAAGAAGGCGUACGAGCUGUCCACGCUGACCGGCACGCAGGUGAUGCUGCUGGUGGCCAGCGAGACGGGCCACGUGUACACGUUUGCGACGCGCAAGCUGCAGCCGAUGAUCACGAGCGAGAGCGGCAAGGCGCUCAUCCAGACGUGCCUCAACUCCCCCGACUCGCCACCGCGGCCCACGGCCGCCGCCGCCGCCGCCACGGCACCUGACCCUGGCGCCGAGCAGAGGAUGAGCGCCAGCGGAUUCGAGGAGACGGAGCUCAGCUACCAGAUUGGGGAGCCGGACGUCAUGGAGGACAGCAAGGUGGGAGCGGAGUCUCUGAAGCCCACGCUCUUCACCAUCACCAACUUCCCGGGUUCCUCGCCCGGGCCGCACCACUUCUCCAGCCCCAGCUACUCCCCACCCUCCUCCUCCACGGGCCCCCCAACCAGCAUGGCGGGCGGCCACAUGGUGGGCGGCGGACAUUCCUGCAAGACGGCCCAGGGGGGCCACAUGCAAACGCACGGCAACGUGUCCUCGUUCACCCUCAUGUCAGGAAACUCGCAUGCGGGCGGCGCCCCACCCGGGGGUCACACGCAGACGCAGCAGAUGCAGGGACACUCCCUCUCAGGUGGGGUCGCCGUCUCGCAGCUGCUGCCCUCCACUGCCCACGGCCACGUGGCGUUGCCCCAGGGAGCGCAGCUGGUGGCGGCGUCAGAGGGCAGCGGCUGCCAAUCGCUGGGCGGCAACGUGGCAGUGCCCAUCCCGGCCACGCUGGUGUCAUCCAGCAUGCCGGUGUCAGUGGCGGGGCACGUCAUGUACCAGGCGCCGCACGGCAUCAUGUACGCGAGCUCCCCCUCGCUGGGCGGCGACGGCACCAGCCUCAGCGGGGGCCUCGCCGUGCACCUCAACGCCUUCCACGGGGGCCCGGCCUCCAUGCAGCUCCACCACGGCCCUGGGCCCACGCCCGAGCAGGGUGGCCUCCAGCAGCUGAUGUUCGCUGGUCCCAGCGGCCCUGUGCACAUCCCUAUGCAGCUCCAGCAGAUGGCCGUGAUCGGACCGACGAUGAGCAGCGAGUCUCUGACGGAGCUGCACGUGGCUCGCGUGACGGAACACAAGCCCGCCGCCAAUGGCAACUGAGCCCCCUGCCUCCUUGCCCACUCGCUCACACAACUCGCCGCCCCGACCUCCAUUGACUGUGGACUGUGGCCUCCUCGCGCGCUGAAGAGGGUGGAGCUGAGCGGAGCAACACCGCGGCCCAUGGGGCUCCGCGAGAGUUGGGCGGCUGGCCCAACCAGACCUUCUUUCCGUGCCAUUUCACUGUAUAUAUGUACAUUGUGUUUUAUUAUUAUUAAUGCACCAAAGAAUAAUAUAUUUCCUAUUUUUUGAAAUGUAAUGCAAUACUUUGCGUUUGCGGGUGCUGAGCAGCAGCACUGAAGACACGCUGUGGCCUUGUUUGUAACAUACACUGAAAACUCCACUAUUUUAUAAGCGUUUUUAUGCAAUUAUUUACUGUAGCUUCCGACAUUGAGAAAAGGGAGCCCGCAGAGCUUGCGUGAGGAGGUCUCGCCUUGAGGCCCCGCAGGCCCCGCAGGCCCCGCAGGCCAGACCUCCUCCGCAGGAGCCGCACUUUACUGGGCUCCCGCUGCCUUGUCAAUGUACCUCGACACGUGGUCUCACUGCCUUAAGGAACCUGUACGUGUGGUCCGUAGCUGCCUUGUUGUUGAUGUGUGUGGAUCCUUGCUGACUUGUCGAGUCUCCACUUCGGGGGGGGGGGGGGGCUCUCACUGCUGCCUUACCAGUAUUCUCCAGGGGAGGCUCUGCUGUAUUUAUGGACCUCAGCCAUAGAGGCUUUUGUUGGCAUGUGCUGAGGGGUUUUCACAUGAAUAUCUUCCGUUGGGUGAUAAGUUGUCCAUGCUUGAUGGGUCUCUACAUGGAGGUCUUCCUUGUUGAAUGGGUCUCCAUGUGAAAGCUCUCCCUGGUUGAUGAACCCUCACACGGAUGUUCAUGGGUCUCCAUGUGAAAGCUCUCUCUGGUUGAUGAACCCUCGCACGGAUGUGCAUGGGUCUCCAUGUGAAAGCUCUCCCUGGUUGAUGAACCCUCACACGGAUGUGCAUGGGUCUCCAUGUGAAAGCUCUCCCUGGUUGAUGAACCCUCACAUGGAUGUUCAUGGGUCUCCAUGUGAAAGCUCUCCCUGGUUGAUGAACCCUCACAUGGAUGUUCAUGGGUCUUCAUGUGAAAGCUCUCCCUGGUUGAUGAACCCUCACACGGAUGUUAAUGGGUCUUCAUGUAAAAGCUCUCCCUGGUUGAUGAACCCUCGCACGGAUGUUCAUGGGUCUUCAUGUGAAAGCUCUCCCUGGUUGAUGAACCCUCACACGGAUGUUCAUGGAUCUCCAUGUGAAAGCUCUCCCUGGUUGAUGAACCCUCACACGGAUGUUAAUGGGUCUUCAUGUGAAAGCUCUCCCAGGUUGAUGAACCCUCGCACGGAUGUUCAUGGGUCUAUGUGAAAGCUCUCCCUAGUUGAUUAACCCUCGCACGGAUGUUCAUGGGUCUAUGUGAAAGCUCUCCCUGGUUGAUGAACCCUCACACGAAUGUUCAUGGGUCUUCAUGUGAAAGCUCUCCCUGGUUGAUGAACCCUCGCACGGAUGUUCAUGGGUCUUCAUGUGAAAGCUCUCCCUGGUUGAUGAACCCUCGCACGGAUGUUCAUGGGUCUUCAUGUGAAAGCUCUCCCUGGUUGAACCCUUGCACGGAUGUUCAUGGAUCUCGAUGUGUGAAGCUCUCCCUGGUUGAUGAACCCUCACACGGAUGUUCAUGGGUCUUCAUGUGAAAGCUCUCCCUGGUUGAUGAACCCUCACACGGAUGUUCAUGGGUCUCCAUGUGAAAGCUCUCCCUGGUUGAUGAACCCUCACACGGAUGUUCAUGGGUCUCCAUGUGAAAGCUCUCUCUGGUUGAUGAACCCUCGCACGGAUGUGCAUGGGUCUCCAUGUGAAAGCUCUCCCUGGUUGAUGAACCCUCACACGGAUGUGCAUGGGUCUCCAUGUGAAAGCUCUCCCUGGUUGAUGAACCCUCACAUGGAUGUUCAUGGGUCUCCAUGUGAAAGCUCUCCCUGGUUGAUGAACCCUCACAUGGAUGUUCAUGGGUCUUCAUGUGAAAGCUCUCCCUGGUUGAUGAACCCUCACACGGAUGUUAAUGGGUCUUCAUGUAAAAGCUCUCCCUGGUUGAUGAACCCUCGCACGGAUGUUCAUGGGUCUUCAUGUGAAAGCUCUCCCUGGUUGAUGAACCCUCACACGGAUGUUCAUGGAUCUCCAUGUGAAAGCUCUCCCUGGUUGAUGAACCCUCACACGGAUGUUAAUGGGUCUUCAUGUGAAAGCUCUCCCAGGUUGAUGAACCCUCGCACGGAUGUUCAUGGGUCUAUGUGAAAGCUCUCCCUAGUUGAUUAACCCUCGCACGGAUGUUCAUGGGUCUAUGUGAAAGCUCUCCCUGGUUGAUGAACCCUCACACGAAUGUUCAUGGGUCUUCAUGUGAAAGCUCUCCCUGGUUGAUGAACCCUCGCACGGAUGUUCAUGGGUCUUCAUGUGAAAGCUCUCCCUGGUUGAUGAACCCUCGCACGGAUGUUCAUGGGUCUUCAUGUGAAAGCUCUCCCUGGUUGAACCCUUGCACGGAUGUUCAUGGAUCUCGAUGUGUGAAGCUCUCCCUGGUUGAUGAACCCUCACACGGAUGUUCAUGGGUCUUCAUGUGAAAGCUCUCCCUGGUUGAUGAACCCUCGCACGGAUGUUCAUGGGUCUCGAUGUGUGAAGCUCUCCCUGGUUGAUGAACCCUAACACGGAUGUUCAUGGGUCUUCAUGUGAAAGCUGUCCCUGGUUGAUGAACCCUCGCACGGAUGUUCAUGGGUCUCGAUGUUUGAAGCUCUCUUGGUUGAUGGAACCUCACAAGAAUCUCCAUGGGUCUCCAUUCGAAAGCUUUCACGUUUGAUGGGUCUCUCCGGGUGAAGGUUCUCCCUGGCUGAUGGGCCUCCAUGUGGAGGCUCGCACAGCCUGUGAAGGCCGGGCCAACGUGGACCGCUGACCCCACGACUCUUGUGUUAGUGCCCGUGCCCGGUGGCUGAAUUUCAAACACUGUACAUGUCACUGUACACUACUGUAAAUAAAUUCGUUCUGCACAAAU
Molecule: messenger RNA, 6337 nt
Organism: Petromyzon marinus (sea lamprey)
Lineage: Eukaryota; Metazoa; Chordata; Hyperoartia; Petromyzontiformes; Petromyzontidae
Product: serum response factor-like
Biological process (GO): positive regulation of transcription by RNA polymerase II
Molecular function (GO): protein dimerization activity; DNA-binding transcription factor activity, RNA polymerase II-specific; cis-regulatory region sequence-specific DNA binding
Source: RefSeq, a predicted model, not a curated record